This is a messenger RNA of Magnolia sinica, 3140 nucleotides long. RefSeq names its product beta-1,3-galactosyltransferase GALT1. The record is from RefSeq and is a predicted model, not a curated record. NCBI's taxonomy places the organism in Eukaryota, Viridiplantae, Streptophyta, Magnoliopsida, Magnoliales, Magnoliaceae. The coding region runs from base 698 to 2608 and encodes 636 amino acids. Gene Ontology annotation, molecular function: galactosyltransferase activity; carbohydrate binding. The transcript is spliced from 8 exons. Gene Ontology annotation, cellular component: Golgi membrane.
CUUGACCAGCAUCGCCCUACGAAAAAGGGUAGAGUAGGAAAAAAGAGAAAAGAAAAGAAAAGAAAAGCAACAGCUUCUUGUAAGUUCUAACCUCCCUCCGGUUUGGCGUAGAGUUCAAAACAAGAGGCUGAGAACCGAACCUUCGUCUCCUCUCCUCUUGCUCGAAUUCCACGCGAUCUCGUCUUCUUUUCUCUCCCUGCGCCAGAAUCUUCGACCAAUAUUCAAGAACAAAGUGAAGAGGUCAGAGAUGCUUCCCGAGGAAACAUUUUUGUAGUUGCAUUAUAAUAGGACUGAUGUUCAGAAAUUUUGACAGUAAGCUUCCUGUCAUUGCUUUAUGCCUGCUUGCAAAGCAUACAACUUCGCUGCAUGGGAUAAUAGACGGAUGAUAUGAAGAUGUGUCUUAAUUCAUCACUGUAAAGAUGUGAAUAAUUCCUUCUGUCUGUAUAGUUUGCUUUCAUUGAAAAGCUGGAUUCUGUGCUGUUAAGAUGUAUUGGUUCAUCCUUCAUGAGUCCGAAGACAUAAUGCACUUGCUGCAUUGGAAAGAAAUUGUCAGAUAUUCACAGGCAUGCCAUUUGCCCUAAAGUUAAAAAUUGUCAGAUAUUCACAGGCAUGCCAUUUGCCCUAAACUUAUCUCAUUCUUGUAAAGUGUGCCACGCCGAGCUGUAAAAUAUCAAAGCGAAGGUGUUGUUCUCUGAAGAUGAAGAAGUGGUCCGGAGGUGUUCUAAUAGCGUCCUUGUUUAUGUUGUUGGUUCUGAGAUAUGGUGUCAUGGAAAAUGCCCUUGGACAAACAUCAAUUUUAAGUCCCUUCUACAAUACAUCAGAUCAUCUUCGUUUGAAUCAGGUUGGGGUUCCAAAUGCAGUUCAAAAUCCUGAAAAUAAUACAGAAGUGGUUUCCACUAACAGCAUAGUCUCCAGUCUUUUUACUCAAAGAAACUUUUCUGAUGAAGAAGUACGGUCUUUAGAAACAUGGAACCAUUUGAAACAGUUAAUUAGUCAAGCUGAGGCUUUACCUCAUGCUGUUGAGGCUAUCAAAGAAGCUGGAGCUGCAUGGGAAAGCCUUAUGGUUUCGGUUCAAGAGGAAAGACAGCUUGGUUCUGUGAAUGGAAGCCUGAGUCACAAGAAGAAAGAGAAACAGUGCCCAUAUUCUCUUCAUAAAAUGAAUGCUUCUGAACUUGGGGAUGGUAGUGGAUAUAAGUUACAGAUCCCUUGCGGCCUGAUUCAGGGUUCCUCAAUCACUAUUAUUGGCACUCCAAGUGGACUUCUUGGAAACUUCCGGAUUGACUUAACAGGAACACCGCUUCCAGGGGAACCAGAUCCUCCCGUUAUCUUGCAUUACAAUGUCCGACUUAGUGGGGAUAAGAUUACAGAGGAUCCUGUGAUUGUCCAAAAUACUUGGACCAUAGCUCAUGAUUGGGGUGCAGAAGAGAGGUGUCCCUCUCCUUCUCCUGAGAAUAAUGGGAAAGUGGAUGAAUUGGACCAGUGUAAUCCAAUCGUGGGCAAAGAUGAUAAGUGGUGGUUUCCAACCAGUAAAUAUUCUAAUGGAUCGAGACGACCUCCAGUGGCACUUGACAGUGCUAAACCGAGACGCUAUUUUCCUUUCAAGCAAGGAUACCUGUCAGUUGCCAUUCUUCGAGUGGGACCUGAGGGAAUCCAGAUGACAGUCGAUGGAAAGCAUAUAACUUCUUUUGCUUACCGCGAAAGUUUGGAGCCAUGGCUUGUUAGUGAAGUAAGAAUUUCAGGGGACCUGGAUGUGAUUUCUGUUCUUGCUAGCGGUUUGCCCACGUCAGAGGACUUAGAUCAUGUCAUUGAUUUAGAAACACUUAAGGCGGCUCCUCUUCCAGCUCACAAGCCGCUUGAUCUUUUUGUUGGUGUCUUUUCAACGGCAAAUAAUUUCAAGCGUCGGAUGGCUGUUCGGAGAACUUGGAUGCAAUAUGAUGCUGUGCGGUCAGGAGCUGUUGCAGUCCGCUUUUUUGUUGGGCUGCAUAAAAACCAGCUGGUGAAUGAAGAACUUUGGAACGAGGCGCGUACAUAUGCAGAUACUCAGCUGAUGCCUUUUGUUGACUAUUACAAUCUCAUUACAUGGAAGACUAUCGCCAUUUGCAUUUAUGGGACAGAGGUUGUUGCAGCUAAAUAUGUGAUGAAAACGGAUGACGAUGCAUUUGUCCGUGUGGAUGAGGUGCUAGCUUCUUUAAAGAGGUUAAAUGUGACACGGGGGCUGUUAUAUGGCCUCAUUAACUCAGACUCCCGGCCUCAUCGAAAUACCGACAGCAAAUGGUAUAUAAGCCCAGAGGAAUGGCCUGAAGACACAUACCCUCCCUGGGCACAUGGUCCUGGUUAUGUAGUUUCGCGUGACAUUGCAAAGGCAGUCUACAAGCAACACAAAAAAAGGCAGUUAAAGAUGUUCAAGCUGGAGGAUGUGGCUAUGGGCAUAUGGAUAUCGGAGAUGAAGAAUCAAGGGCUGGAUGUUAGGUAUGUGAAGGAUGAGAGGAUACAUAACGAGGGGUGCCAGGAUGGAUAUGUUGUGGCCCACUACCAAGAGCCCAGGGAGAUGCUCUGCCUCUGGCAGAAGCUGCUGGAGGGAAACGGUCCUAAAUGCUGUGGCGGUUAACAUUUGGUGCCCAAGUGUUGGAUUAGCGCAUCUAAUGCUCAAGGAAGAGAUGUGGCUGACUGAUGCUCUCGGGAUGCUACUAACUCCAGUUUUAGGGCUAGUGGUGUAUUAUUAGGGUUUCGGGAUGUUGGAAAAUUGAGCUCGAGGAAGAAAUAUGCUGAGGGUUUAGGAUAGGAUGGUUGUAACUAGUGUUUUUAGGGAGAGAUGUGAUGGCUAACUAAGGUGGGGGUAUCCAGUUUUUUUUUUUUUUUCCUUGUUAUUUUUAAAUUCUAUAUUUUAUUUUAUAGAUGAUAGGAACCACGGUUUUUGCAAUAGAGAUGGCUAACUAGGGUUUUUAGGAUGGGAGAAGUGACACCACUCCAUAUCAUCACAAUUGGGGGGCAGUGUUGAAUGAGUUUGCUAAGGAAAAAAAGGGGUUGUAUAGUUUUGUAAAAGGGCACUAUAUAAGACAGUCAUUCCAUUCAUUUCACAACAUAUAUUGAUUUUUAGUUUCGUCACAUUUCCGGUCUAUUCCCAACAUAUAUUGAUAUUU